Molecule: messenger RNA, 2659 nt
Organism: Rubroshorea leprosula
Lineage: Eukaryota; Viridiplantae; Streptophyta; Magnoliopsida; Malvales; Dipterocarpaceae
Source: the annotation of a GenBank genome assembly
GGUCGCUAUUUUCCAUUUUGGCGCUAAAUUAAGCAACCGCUGACAUGGUGAUACCUCUGCAUCUAAGCCUCCAGAACCUGCCAUUGGUACCCAGAAGCAACCAAAUCAAAGCAGAACCAAGAAAGGACUGGAAUUCUAUUAUCAAACAUCAAACGAAGCUUAAGAAUGACCCUGCAAUUCUUUCUUUGUAUACCCAGAUGGAAUGUCUGGGCAUAGCCCCUGAUGGAACCACUUUGCCCCUGGUUCUGAAGGCAUGUGCGCGGCUAAAUGCUGUUGAAGAUGGAAAGAGAAUACAUUCCAGUAUUAAAAGCACCAGUUUGAUUGACAAUGUUCGGGUUGGGACUGCUCUCAUUGAUUUUUAUUCAAAGUGUGGGUUUUUGGAGGAUGCGCGCAUGGUUUUUGAUGAAAUGCGUGAGAGAGAUUUGGUUUCUUGGAAUGCUAUGAUUUCUGGGUAUGCAGGUUGUGGUGAUUGUGAGGAGGUGAUUUUGUUGUUGAAGAGGAUGCAAAUGGAGGGUUUCAGGCCCAAUUCUCGUACUGCUGUUGCAGUGCUUUUGGUAUGUGGGGAGGUUGAGGAAGUGAGAUUGGGGAAGGCGAUUCACGGGUAUUGUUUGAGGAAUGGAUUGUUUGGUUUGGAUCCCCAUGUGGGUACUGCUUUGGUUGGGUUUUAUGCAAGUUUUGAUGUUAGAGUUUCGCAUCUUGUGUUUGAUUUGAUGGCUGUGAGGAAUACUGUGAGCUGGAAUUCCCUGGUUACAGGGUAUUUUGAGGUUGGGGAUUCCUUGAAUGCUUUGAAAAUUUUCUUGAAAAUGCUGAUGGAUGGGGUUAAAUGUGAUUCUGUUACGAUGUUGGUUGUUAUUCAGGCCUGUGGAAAAAUUGGAUCUCUUGGGUUGGGCAAUCAAAUCCAUCAAAUGGCUGUUAAGUUAAACUACAGUUGCAAUAUGUUCAUAGUCAAUGCAUUGCUUAAUAUGUAUGGUGAGAUUGGAAAUUUAGAAUCUUCAUGUCAGUUAUUUGAUGCCGUCCACACCUGUGAUGUAGCUCUUUGGAAUUCUAUGUUAUCUGCAUAUAUUGACUGUGGCUGCUAUGAGGAAGCUACUAAUUUGUUUGCUAAAAUGCUAGAUGAAGGAAUCAGCAAGGAUGAAAGAACCAUUGCUAUAAUGUUGUCUUUGUGUGCAAAAAUAGAUGAUGGUUUGAGGAAGGGUAAAAGUUUCCAUACUUUUGCAAACAAGAAUGAGAUGAGGAUGGAUGUUAAUCUUGGGAAUGCUUUAUUAAAUAUGUACGCAAAGCAACGUUGUAUAGAGUCUGCGAAGAAGGUGUUUGAAGAAAUGAGUACCAUGGAUGUCAUCUCAUAUAACACUUUGAUUGCAGCUCUUGCCCAGAACGAUCUCAGGACUGAAGCAUGGCAGCUCUUUGUGUUGAUGCAAGUGUCUGAAGUAGAACCCAACUCUUACACAAUCGUAUCUAUUCUUGCUGCAUGCCAACACGAAACAUGUCUUCAUAUUGGGAGAUCACUUCAUGGCUUUGUGAUAAAACUAGGCAUAGAAGUCAACCUAUCACUGAACACUGCACUCACUGAGAUGUAUAUUAACUGUGGUGACAAAGCAGCAGCCAGAUACCUAUUUGAGAGCUGUCCUAAUAGGGACUUGAUCUCGUGGAAUGCUCUGAUUGCCAGUUAUAUUAAAAACAACCUAGCUGAUCAUGCUCUCUCACUUUUUACUCGCAUGAUUUCAGAAGUGGAACCCAACUCAGCUACGGUAGUAAGUAUUCUCUCAUUAUGCACCCUUCUUGCACACAUGCCUCAAGGCCAAUGCUUGCAUGCUUAUGUGAUACGGCGGAAAUCCUAUUUUGAUUAUGAUUUGUCUCUUGCAAAUGCUUUUAUAACAAUGUAUGCAAGAUGUGGUAGCAUGUAUAAUGCAGAAAAAUUCUUUAAAAUCUUACCAAAGAGAGAUAUAAUUUCAUGGAAUGCUGUGAUAAGUGGUUAUGGACUGCAUGGUCGUGGUCAUGAUGCUAUUUGUGCCUUCUCACGAAUGCUAGAGGAUGGUUUUCAACCUAAUUCAGUCACUUUCCUAUCUGUUCUGUCUGCUUGCAGCCAUUCUGGUUUGGUAAAUGAGGGACUAAAUCUCUUUCAUUCCAUGGUUCAAGAGUUCCGUAUCAACCCCCAGCUUGCUCACUAUGGUUGUGUGGUUGAUCUGCUUGGUCGUGCAGGCUGCUUAGAUGAAGCUAAAGAUUUUAUCAAAUCAAUGCCCAUAAAACCUGAUGCAUCAGUGUGGAGAGCACUGCUCAGUGCUUAUCGAGAUCAUUGUGAUCCUAAGGAAGCUAAGAGACUUUUUGAAAAAAUUGUUGAAUUAGAGCCAAUGAACCCAGGAAAUUAUGUCUUGCUGCGUAACAUUUAUGCUGAAGCCGGCCUCUGGUCAGAGGUCAGACAAAUAAGAAGAUGGCUCAAAGAGAAGGGCUUAAGAAAGCCCCCGGGAAUCAGUUGGAUUGUCAUUGGAAGCCAGAUGAAUUGUUUUACUGCUAGAGAUAGGUCACACCCUCUGAUUGACAAAAUUUAUGCAAAUUUGAGUCAUCUGUUAUCCUCAAUCAAAGAAAAUGGAUACGUUCCGGAUCUUAACUGUGCUUUACGUGAUGAAGAUGAAGAGGAUUAAAAUGAACGUUAGGGGCUGUG